UCACGCACAUGCUUUAACGUCGAAAGAGAGUACUCACGAGAAUGUAACUUGUCCCAGAUCUUUAGUUCUUGGUGCGUAAGAAACAAAGAUGGGUGGAUCUGAAGUUUCAAGAACAGAGGAGAAGAGCGGCAUAGGUUUGGUUAAAUUGUUCGACAACAAUGUUGUGUUUUCAGGAUUUUUGGUUUGGAUCAAUCAGACAAUUCAAGAGCCACUCAAGGCUGAGUUCAAGAGAUUGAGGAGUGUUAAGGAGCUAAGCUUGAUUAAGUCAGUGUCAGAGAUAGAGACAAAUUAUGAGAAGCAUAGAGAUGAGGAGAAGUUAGAGAAGCAAUUACAAGCUUGGAGAGAUAAUCCUUCAUGGAUCGAUCAACCUCCUAAAGUGGUGGUGAAAUCACAAAAUGGCUUGUUUUGUCAUUUGAACGUUGAAGUAGACGUAGGAUUGCCUCCUGAAUCAGUCUACAACAUUUUCACUCAUCCAGACAACAAAAGAUACUUCAAAAACAUCAAGGAAAACAUAUCGAGAACAGUUUUGAUCGACGAAGGGCUAAAGCAGAUCGUUGAGGUGAAGCAAGCCGCGGCCUGGAAGUUCCUUUGGUGGGAUGGAACUUUCCCUAUUCAUCUAAUUGUCAAAGAAAACCGAGAAAACCUCACCUCAAAUUAUAAGCAAGAGAAAACAAUGUUCAUGAAAGUCUUCGAGGGCUGUUGGAAAGUUGAGCCAUUGUUUAUAGACGAGCACUUAUGCGACCGCUCGAAGCCAAAAACUCUAGAAGAUUACCACAAUUGUAGCAACGGACGAGGAAGGAUUGGGUCGAAAGUGACAAUGGAUCAGAUGUUCCAACCUUCUGCUAUUCUUACUCCACCACCGCUUUCUUGGUACAUACGUGGGAUCACUAUUAAAACCACAGAGAGUAUGAUCGAAGAUCUUCUCGCUGAAGCUACUAGACUCCGGGGAGGAGGAGGAGGAGGCCAUAUGGAUGAUCAAGGAGAACACAGUGCCGUAAUGGAGAACACCAAAACUGUGGACAUUAAAGAAAGAUGGAGAUCGCGUAGGAGGAACAAAGGGAUGAGAUCUACAAAUGUUAGGACAAUGUAAUUAUAAAGAUUCUGAAACUGGAACUUCUUGAUUGCUGUAGCCUGUAGAAAUAUGGAAUGAUUCACAUCGAAACAAGGUCUUUACAAGUUU
Molecule: messenger RNA, 1180 nt
Organism: Capsella rubella
Lineage: Eukaryota; Viridiplantae; Streptophyta; Magnoliopsida; Brassicales; Brassicaceae
Exons: 6
Coding region: 89-1090 (333 amino acids)
Source: RefSeq, a predicted model, not a curated record